CUGGUCUGAUCAGAUCGAAUGGGACCCACAAGGUACGUCGGAGAGGGUAAGACAAAAAAUUUGUUCUUUCUUUCGACAUUUGGGGCUUGACUGGGGCAGGCGAAGCGAUCCGAACACCGAGUCGAUUCCCCAACUCGGUCAAGUUGUGUGGCCGCUUGUCUCCAUUUAUACAUGGCUUAAUGAAGCGUUUGCUGUAAUCGAUCGUAUCGGGCUCCGGCGUAGGGAUAUUGGAGGAGUGGGAGGAGGAGGAAGAUGGGGUUGUCUCUGAUCGAGGGGUUCACCAAGUCGCUGGCGAUGACCGUGCUAUCCGAGAUCGGAGACAAGACCUUCUUCGCUGCAGCGAUCUUGGCAAUGCGUCAUCCUCGGAAGCUUGUUUUAGCAGGUUGUUUAGCAUCCUUAAUUGUCAUGACCAUUCUAUCUGCCUCUCUUGGUUGGGUUGCACCUAAUCUGAUUUCUCGUAAAUGGUCACACCACGUAACAACUGUGUUGUUCUUUGGAUUUGGGCUGUGGUCAUUAUGGGAAGGAUUUAAAGAAGAAAGUGAGAGUGAAGAAUUGGCAGAAGUCGAAGCUAAAUUGAAUGCUGAUUGGAAGGCUGAAACUGGAAGCAACAAAGUAAAUACCAAGGGGAGUGAUGAUUUGAAGAAACAGCAGAGGCCAUUUCUAACCCAAUUCUUCUCACCCAUCUUCCUCAAGGCAUUUUCCAUCACGUUCUUUGGUGAGUGGGGUGACAAGAGCCAGAUUGCUACAAUUGGGUUGGCCUCCGAUGAGAACCCAUUUGGUGUAGUUCUUGGGGGCAUCAUCGGACAAGCAUUGUGCACCACAGCGGCAGUAAUCGGAGGAAAGAGCCUGGCGUCGCAGAUAUCAGAAAAAAUGGUUGCACUCUCCAGUGGCAUACUCUUCUUGGUAUUUGGCCUCCAAUCCUUCCUAUCAGCAGCAGGAGAGUCAUGAAUCCCAAACUGUGGGAUCAUAUGUUCUUCCUUCAGGAGAAAAGCUUGCUGUAUUCUCCUUUGGGGGUUAAGACUCUCAUCUGACCAUUGAUAGACCCUAUUUUGUCUCAUUUGAAGAACAUAUAUAACAGUUUUUUCUUACGACCUACCCGUCAGAGGGAAAACCCCAUGAAAACACUGUUUACAUUCGACUGGAUAUCAAACUCCAGAAGACACCCAUGAAUAUUUGCAUUGAACUUUUAGGACA
Musa acuminata AAA Group (dessert banana) is the source of this 1194-nucleotide messenger RNA. RefSeq names its product GDT1-like protein 5. The record is from RefSeq and is a predicted model, not a curated record. Gene Ontology annotation, biological process: Golgi calcium ion homeostasis; manganese ion transmembrane transport; calcium ion transmembrane transport. Gene Ontology annotation, cellular component: Golgi apparatus. Gene Ontology annotation, molecular function: calcium ion transmembrane transporter activity; manganese ion transmembrane transporter activity. NCBI's taxonomy places the organism in Eukaryota, Viridiplantae, Streptophyta, Magnoliopsida, Zingiberales, Musaceae. Bases 253 to 948 code for a protein of 231 amino acids. The transcript has 12 exons.